CAGAUAUGUUGUAUUUACUCUUUAUUUUAGAUCACCCCACACUUAACUGUACAAGCAGUGCGCACCAACUGACAUCCAGAGAAGAUUUGCUGCAGCUGGUCUCCCUCCAGAAAGCGUCUGGCAGCUGGCUGCUGGAUCCAGCUCUGGCUGCUGCACUGGGAAAGACCAGCAAGGAGGUUAAGAACACAAAACCGUCAGCAGUGAAACAUGGAGUGUGGGCCACCAUUCUGGCUCUGAUCUGGCUCCAUGGUUUCAAGAUGGAUGCCCAGGAGGAGUGGAAGCUUCUGGUUAUGAAGGCUGUGUCAUGGCUCCAUGCCCAGAAUGGUGUGCCAGAGUGUGUGGAAGCUUGAAAUGCUCAGCUAGGUUACAGUGUGCAGA
This is a messenger RNA of Etheostoma cragini (Arkansas darter), 378 nucleotides long. Its product is annotated as von Willebrand factor A domain-containing protein 5A-like. The coding region runs from base 6 to 350 and encodes 114 amino acids. The transcript is spliced from 3 exons. The record is from RefSeq and is a predicted model, not a curated record. Lineage: Eukaryota; Metazoa; Chordata; Actinopteri; Perciformes; Percidae.